CAAAAAGGUGCGCGUUUGUUGGGACUCAGACUCAGAUGUGGAAAUAGUGCUGAGGGGGAGAUGCGAAGACGAGCUCUUCUCAGGAAAGCAUGAGAGCGAAGAGAGCUGAAAGUAUGGUGAAAGACCUCUCUGGGUUGUAUGAUGGAAGGACUGAGAAAUGAAAUAUCAAUAUGCAGCUCUAGGCCCUUCCCAUGGCUCGGUCCCCCCAAAAAAGAGUCCUCAACCCUGCUAUGGAAACUCAAAGACUGCUUCCCAUCCAGUGAGACAACCCCUGCUCAGCAAACAGAUAAAGAAAAAAAUUACAUGGACAGCAGAAAGGCUGUGCUGGAACUGAAAGAUGUCCCUCCUCCUCCUCCGCACCAUUCUUCCUCCUCCCAAUCAUCCCAGCCCUUCCCUAUGGCCCCCUUCCCCAUGCCUCCUCCCUGCUUGCUGCCUCCUCAGCUUACAGAAGACUCCCUCCAACCACAACCGCCACCACAACAACAAGAGGGGGCUAGCCCCAAAGUAAGCAUUUACACGCACUGUGACUACUGUAGCACAGACAGCUAUGGGUUAUUGGGCAGUGGAAGUGUUGUUGGUAGCAGGAGCAGCAUGGCUGGUGUUGUCUCGCUCUAUAUGGCCCCAGGCUCUCUGGGAGCACCCGGCAGCAGCAGCAGCAGCAGCAGCUCUGGCCCAGUCUGUUCAGUUUCCUCAUCUGUUCAUCAGUAUAAACAUCAUAUGAGCUGCUCAGCUGAUGCUCUUGACCCUUUGCACACUCUUGGUUACAAACCUCAGAUGUCUUCUUUGGUCGCUACCUCUCAGCCGGUUUCAUCACACCCCUACCUUUCCUGCUGCUCAGGGCCUCCCCACAACUACCCAGCUGUUCCGGUUCCAUGCAGCCAGCCAAACCUGUUCCCCUCCCAAGCACCUCUGGCUUCCUCUCUCCCCUGUGUUUCCUCUCUACCUGCUCCCUUGCAUGCCUCUUGCCUGGCCUCUUCUGGCUACUACACCUGCGGGGUGGGCUGCUGCCCGUCAGCCAGAAGACCCCAGAGAAACACACUGGGUGAUCACCCAACCACCACCACCAUCACCACUACAACCACCUCUGCACACUUCUGCUCUAAUCCUAUGCACCUCAAUGUAGAACGCACGGUUUGUGUGAAGGGGGCGCACUACUGCCGGGAUUGCCUGUUUAAGCCUAUGAAUGGUCUGGCGUCAGAGUCAGGCGCAGUCUGGCCCAAUGUUCCUCUUCCACAGACUGCUCCUAUCCCUAUUUGUAAUGGCUGUGGCACCUCCUCUGAUGGCAUGAUGAUCAUGCCGUCAACCAGCCUUGGCAAGAGUGGCCUGAAGUAUGGUUCUCCAGAGAAUGGGGGCCCUGAGAACAUCCCUCCGGUGGGGGUCUUCUGGGACAUUGAGAACUGCAGCGUGCCCACUGGACGCUCUGCUGGAGCCGUGGUGCAGCGAAUCCGCGGCCGGUUCUUCCAAGGCCACCGUGAGGCCGAAUUCAUUUGCGUCUGUGACAUCAGCAAGGAGAAUAAAGCCGUCAUCCAAGAGCUCAACAACUGCCAGGUUACUGUUGCACACAUCAACGCUACAGCCAAAAAUGCAGCGGACGACAAGCUUCGGCAGAGCCUGCGACGCUUCGCUGAGACGCACACCGCCCCCGCUACUGUCGUACUCGUAUCCUCGGAUGUAAACUUUGCAAGUGAGCUGAGUGACCUGCGCCAUCGCCACGGUUUCCAGGUUGUCCUGGUCCACGGCAACCAUGCAUCUCCAGCGCUGCUGCAGCAUGCCAACCGCCACGUGGCCUUCCAGGAGAUCACAGCAGAUCUGCCUCCACGUAUGCUUGUCAAAGCACAGCCCAGUUUCAACCUCCUCUAUGUGCACAACCUCCCUGAGAACUGUGAUAAGAGCCUGCGGAAUGCUGUGAAGCUCAGGCUGCGCCGCCUCUCAGACAACUGUGGUGGCAAGGUGCUGGGCGUGUCCCAGGGCACAGCUGUCCUCCGUUUUGGCAGCAAUGAGGCAGCGGCGCGUGCCCGCAAGCGAAUGGAGAAUGAGGAUGUGUUUGGCCGCAGUAUCAGCCUCUCCUUCUCCCCGCGGCCCAGAAACGAUGCGAGUCCCGAGCCUGAGCUUCAGUCUCAGCCCCAUCAAUUGCCACAGCCUAUGACUCUUCCCCACACCAAUCACAGCCAGGAUUCAAUGUUUGGCCCGCCCCCAUCCAUAUCCUCCUUCUCCUUCCUACCCCUGGAGAAGCCAAGGUCACCCAGGAGGCCACGGCGAGCGACCCGCCCGGGCAACGCCCCUGGCCCAGAGCCUGAAAGGCCCUACAGCCCCAGGAGGGGGUGUAGUGGGCCCCCCGGUGGUGCUCCAGCCAAGCCCCAUCAGGAGCUGGGGAUUGUGAAGGGUUUCCACACCCUGGAGAAAGGACGAGCUGCUUCCUCCUCCCCCCACAGCAACGAAGAGACCUCCCUGCAGAUGCUGCCAAAGCCUGGCCUCAUUGGAGAAUCCAUGUACAGGAGAAGAAGAGAGGGCUCCUACCCUCGCAGUGGGACUGAGUCCCCUAUAGACCAAGGGGACAGGAGCUCAGGGGACUUCCAGAUCAGCACACCCUCAGCCUUCAGCAAGUUGAACCUGCACAGGAGCUUCAGCCCCCUCAUCCUGUCCCAGGGCUCCUGGUCGUCAAGGAGUGCGUCGCCCUGCCUGUCCAGCCGCUCCUCCCCCCUCCUCACUGCCCCGCACAGCCCGUGCCCUGAAGGGCCUCCUGAGCCAUUCUCAGACGGGGCAGACGUGCAGGUGGCCAACCUGGACUACAGAAUGUCCCGCAAAGAACUGCAGCAGACACUGCAUGACACUUUCACCCGUUACGGGCGGGUGAAAGCUGUGGAGCUCAGCCCGCACACAGACUAUCAGCUGAAGGCCACAGUCCAGAUGUUGUCCCUGCAGCAGGCCAUCAGUGCCGUCAGCGGCCUGCACCGCUAUAAGAUCGGAGGCAAGCGCAUUCAGGUGUCUCUGGUCACCGGGGGCGGCAACAAAUCCCUCGCCAUACUCAGCACAGAGAUCAUCCACAUUCUUCAGGAUGCACCUGCCAAUUGCCUUCCCCUCUUCAAGUUUACAGAGAUCUAUGAGAAAAAAUAUUCCCGUAAGCUUGUGGUGGGGGACCUGUACAGGCUGCCUGAGGUGGUGGCAGUGCGGGAGCAGGGAGGCUCCAGGCUCGUGUGCCUGCUGCCCAGCAGCCAGAUCCGUCAGAGUCCUCUGGGGUCCUCCCUGUCCCAGGAGGUCUCCUCCUCAGCCAGCGGCAGCCCCGUGGUGUUCGAGGAGCUUGAGUACCAUGAACCCGUCUGCAGAGACCACUACACACAGAGGGACUUCAGUGAAGCUGACUUUGACCCUGACUCCUAUAAAAUACCCUUCGUUGUGAUGUCUCUAAACACCUUGGCAUCUGAGGUCCACAGUCUGCUGCAGUCACACGAGGGAACUCUUCCAUUACUCAGUUUUCCAGACUGCUAUGCAUCAACGUUCAGCCCCCUGCAGCUGGGCACUGAGACUCUGCAGGACGGUGUUCCUCUGGAGCACCUCAUCACAUGUGUUCCCAGUAUUACUAUCGUCACAGCUCAGAACGGCUUCAAAGUCAUCAAGUGGAUCCACAACAAACCGCCAGCACCAAACUCCGAGCCAUGGAUUCAGCGCUGCAAGAGUCCAGUUGGAAACCCACAGCUCAUCCAAUUCAGCCGAGAGAUUAUCGACCUGUUAAAGAGUCAGCCUUCCUGCCUCAUGCCCAUGAGCAAGUUCAUACCCUCCUACCACCAUCACUUUGCCAAGCAGUGCCGUGUCUCCGACUACGGCUACUCCAAACUGCUGGAGCUGCUGGAGGCCGUGCCACACGUCCUGCAGAUUUUGGGAAUGGGCACCAAGCGUUUACUGACUCUGACUCAUCGGGCUCAAGUGAAGCGCUUCACCCAGGACCUGCUCAAACUGCUUAAAUUUCAAGCCAGCAAACAAGUGGCAAUCAAGGACUUCAUGCAAGCAUACCAUUGGUGCUUCUCUAGAGACUGGAGGGUAGUUGACUACGGCAUAUGUGACCUGAUUGAUCUGCUGACGGAGAUCCCCGACACCACCAUCACUAUCGCACAUCAGGACACGGACACCAUCAUCUCUGUUCCCAAGAGAGAGCGUACGAUGGAGGAAAUGGACCACACUAAGCAGUUUGGAAAGGAGGUGGUGGACCUCCUCCGUCACCAGCCUCACUGCCGGAUGGCCUUCAGUAAGUUUAUCCCCACCUACCACCAUCACUUCGGCCGUCAGUGUAAGCUCAGCUACUACGGCUUCACCAAACUGAUUGAACUCUUCGAGGCGAUCCCCAACAUUCUGAUGGUGUUGGAGUGUGGAGAGGAGAAAGUGCUGACUCUAACAGAAGUGGAGCGCAUCAAGGCUCUGGCGGCGCAGCUGGUGAAGCUGCUGCGGGCUCAGAAGAACUCCAGCCUUCCUGUCAGCCAGCUGCUCACCGAGUACAGCAAGACCUUCGGAUACGGCCUCCGCCUGCAGGACUACGACGCCAGCUCCCUGCCCGCUCUGCUCACCAAACUCUGCCAUGUUGUCAAGGUGAAGGACACCUACACAUUUAGUUUGUUCUGUUUCUGUGGAUGUGGGGCGCGCGUCCCCCCUGGACGAGACGCGAGAACCUGUACUCGUUGUGGGGAGGAGCGGGUGAGGCUGACCCGGCUGUACCAGUUCGCCCGUAACGCCCGCAGCCUGCUCCACACCUACCACUACAGCCAGAUCUUCUUCACUGAGUUCCAGGUGGCUUACAACAAAUUCACAGGCCGCAUUCUCGAACCACGCUCCUAUGGAUACAUGGGUAUCGACGAGCUGCUCAGCGCCAUUCCACAGGUGGUCUGGAUCAAAGGGCACGGUCACAAGAGGAUUAUCGUUAUGAAGAACGAUAUGAAAGUAAGGGCAAGCUAUUCAGUUCCCAGCAGUCCACAGCUAGGAGAGCCCACAGAGAGCCCGAGAGAGAGCCCCAUGAGCAACGCUACGUCAGGAACCCAGAGUCCAGGCUGCGAUGUAGUGUCGGAGUCGGAGCUGCUGUGUCUGACCCCCCCCCUGGACCUGCUCUGUGGUCCGUUCCCCUCCUGCCUGCCUUCCCCUCAGCUCCACCCAGACCCCGUCAUCCAAGAGAUGGACCUCAUUCACUUUGAGGAGAAAACAACACCUCCAGAGAGCGGGGAACUUGCUGCUGUCGCCGACUCUGCAGUCUCCAAACCAGACAGGAAGCCCCCCCUGUCCACGGACAGUCCCGGCAGGAGAGCCACGCGCAGCAGAAUCAAACUCGCUGCCAACUUCUCCUUCACGGCAGGCCUCUGAUCCUCUACACACAGCAAUACUAGUUCACACAGUGUAACUCUAAAUCAAAGAGUUAAGCGGCGACACUGAACACACCACAGACCAGGAGCGUUAGCUCUUAACAGGCUGCUUUCUUCUUACAUCUCCUCAUCGGCCAUCUUUGUUUUCUUCCGUUUGAUUCUGAGGGUGUUCGUCAUGCUGUGACUUUCUUCUUGCAGACUUUCUGCAGUUCUUUUAUUUGCCAAAUGAACCUACUGUAACAUGUUGAUUCCGAGGGAAGUCUAAUUUUCUGUGUGGAUCUAAAGUUCAGCGCCACGGUGUUUCAACUCGCUGGCUUACAAUGAAAACAGUCUAAAUAUGAGUUGCCACUGCAUACAGAGUAUGCGAUAAUGGGAGAAGUCCUAGGGAUAAAUGACUUAAGUUUUCUAUGUUAAAUCCAACUAAUGUAGUUUUAUAAAAUUACAGAAGAGAUUUUUGGUUCAAGCGGCAUCUCAAGAAACCUUCAUUUAUACAUCCUUGCUGGAUCCCCUAAGACGGAGCAUUUAAUUUAUUCAUUUUUAAACUCCUUUCAAAUGUUGUGACUCUUUGCUUUUUAGUUAACUGUAGACAUGUCAACAAAAUGGCUGCUGAGCACCAGCGUACUCUUGGGUAAAGUUUCCAAAUGGGUAGCUUCUCUGAGGUAUCUUCUCGUCUUUGUUAGGUAGCCUCAGGACAGCAUUUUCAGUUCCUUUUUAUAAAUGCAGAGUAUGUAUUAGUCUGUGGGAGAGUGUUGCCCAAGUGUGUGGUGUAUUUUGAUGACAUUAGUGUUAACUAUUCAGAAUGUGGCUUUCCUUAACGGAAGCCAUCUGUUUUUGAACGGUUUACAGCGAGGUUUUGAUUGAUAUUGCGACUUAAAAUCUCAGGAAUUUUUAUUCUUGUCGUAUUUGACCUUAUUUAUUGCAAAGAUUUUGGCUCUUUGAAAGUCCUUUUCUGAAGACCUGAAAGUGGGGUGGAAAGUGGCUCUCUAAUACUCCGUGGGUCCAGAUGUGUGCUGAGGCGGCAGGAACUGAGAUGUAGAACUUUAGCCAGCAGUCUGUGUUCUUUUGGCUGCAGUUUGUCUGUGGGGUUUACACCGGAGUAGGUGGUGUGAAAUAUGCAUGGUGUGCAUAAAUGAAUUUAUGCAUGUUGUAAGCCCGGGAGGAGCAGGCGAAUGACAUUUCUUUUACAUCAGACUUUUAUUUCCACCGUGUCUCGGAGAGUCGGUCUCACCCCCUGCCACAAAACGCUCAAGGUUUCUAGAACCUUGUUGCUCUUAAGUCUGUGGGGACGUGGACUGCCUGAGGAAGAGUUAAGGGGAGCGGAGAGCACUCCCGAGUUUUUGAUUUUUAACGACGAGGUGAUUGGUUGUGAGAUAUUAGAUUGGAGCGGUGGGCUGUUUUGAGGAGCACCACGGGGGCUCUGGGCGGCCUCCUGAAGAGACGACGUGCACACAGAGGACCCUCUGCGGCUCUCUGGAAUCUGCCGGGCUUUUACAAUGGCUUGUAUUUGCCGCGGUGCCAAAGGAAUCCCCAUCGCCUAUCUCCCCUCAGGCCCCUGCAUCUCACAAAGUUUUUACUUGCUGAUGUGUGUUGGUUUCUCAGUUUUUCCUCAAUUGUUUACAAGACUGCUGGAUGCCCUAUUGCCACCAAAAAUGUUGGCUGCUGUGAAGUGAAGCCCGACCGCUGAAGUCUAAAGGUUGUUUGUGUUCGGAGGAAAGGUUAAACAAAAUGGGGAAUAGCCCAUUUAAUCAGUUUCUGUCCAGUUUCAGUGUUCACCUCUUUAGCCAGUGUUAAUCAUUUAGUUUGUCAGACUUAAUUUUGACUUGAAGCCUUUUUAAAUCUGAGAUUUCCACCUGCUGACUCGCCAAAAUGUCAAACACAAAUGUUUUUAAAUCAGCGC
Notothenia coriiceps (black rockcod) is the source of this 7236-nucleotide messenger RNA. RefSeq names its product meiosis regulator and mRNA stability factor 1 (gene marf1). NCBI's taxonomy places the organism in Eukaryota, Metazoa, Chordata, Actinopteri, Perciformes, Nototheniidae. Gene Ontology annotation, cellular component: peroxisome; cytoplasm. The transcript has 26 exons. Gene Ontology annotation, biological process: regulation of gene expression. The record is from RefSeq and is a predicted model, not a curated record. Gene Ontology annotation, molecular function: RNA binding; CCR4-NOT complex binding; RNA nuclease activity. The coding region runs from base 139 to 5340 and encodes 1733 amino acids.